Molecule: messenger RNA, 1530 nt
Organism: Cryptococcus amylolentus CBS 6039
Lineage: Eukaryota; Fungi; Basidiomycota; Tremellomycetes; Tremellales; Cryptococcaceae
Exons: 3
Coding region: 153-992 (279 amino acids)
Biological process (GO): regulation of cell cycle
Cellular component (GO): nucleus
Source: RefSeq, a predicted model, not a curated record
ACGUCGAAAGCAUUGUGGAAUGACAGACUCGCAGCUCCAAAAAGGUAGAUAUCUGAAGCUUCAAGCAGCGCUGACAGCCAGGCCUCAGCGAUUGCCGUAUCUCGUGUCACCAGGCUGCCCAAGCCCUGUCUGCCAUCCCUAAAGAUGUGCCAAUGCCGCAUGGUCUCCCAGACGCCUUCUGCCAGCUUCUCGCCAACCUUCGCCAAUCCUUGACAUCUCUGGGUCUUGCCUUUAAGCCUCCUGUCACGAUCCCUGCCGCUCUACAGCAACUCGAAAAGAUCUCUGAGCAGAUCAAUCAGCUCAUCAGUUGUGCCAUCAUGGCCAAAGGUGAACUGGGGAAAGAAUGGAAAGAAGGAAUUUCUGCCGUGGAGGGAGAACUUGAGAGACAUAUCCAAGUGUUGGAGAGCGGAGGGGAUUAUCUUCGAUCAACUGGUAUGGUCUGGGAAACUAUCGACCGGAUGACAAAGGACAUAUCGAAAGAUGAACGGUCCGCUGUCAUUAGGAGAUGGAAGAGUCACCAGAGUGUCAUCAAGGAUGCGUGGGAAGAGUAUAAAGAAACACUUGAGGGAGAUGGAGAAAACGAGGACGAUGGUUGGGAUGAAUUGGGUUUGGGCGAAGGCAGUCUGUCAGACGAGGAGAAGGCUCGCAGCACCGCCAUAAAACCCCUUCUCGCUCUCCACCAGCUUCUACAUGCCAGCAUGCCGAGAUAUCUCCCUCAACUCCCAGAGAAUGAUUUGACUCUCCUUUUGACCCUCUCUGAAAAUCUGAUUGAUGCUUACGACGAGCUCGUCUCUGCGACACAUCCCGGGCAAGAUGAGGAAGAGAUUCGAGAGGCUUCAAUUCGAUUACGUGACCUCUCCUUGAAAAUGGCCAGUGUCGUGACGGACAAAUCCAUCGACAAAUGGAAGGAAAGGUUUCAACAAGAGCAGGAGAAAUGGGAGAGUAGAAAACUGGACAUGUCCAAUUUGUCAGAGGCGUUACGGGACGCUUGACCGGAAUACACUAGAGUCUGUAACCUGUAUGAACACCCUCUGGUCACCGGCCGUCUCAGGUAUGGUGUCACUUCUGCUCUUGGGGGCAACAAAGUCAUGGACCGCAUCAUUGUCGUCGUCUCCGCGUGUUUGCAUGCCAAGGCCAUCUCUCAUUUCCGAUUUGAAUUCUGGUCGCUCUUUGGAACAGCGCUUCGCUUCUUGUCAUAUCGCUGUCCUUCAUGGCUCAUCGCUAGACGCUACACUUGAGUCUCCUCAUAGUGUCAGCGUAGAUCAGAUGGAAGAGGGCUACAUGAGUCUAACCAAAGACACUCGUGAAUGCACAUGCAGAUACUCUAAAGAUGAUCAUUGUUUCUCUAUGUGCAAGAGAUACCCUUCAGGCAGGGUGUGAUGAAGGAUCCGUGAUACUUGAGCCGUUCAGGAGAAGCAUUAUUUUACGGCAAUGUACGUAGCAACGCUUUGUUGUGUUUAUUACCGUUGUGGACCAUCCUGAAUGCUGGAGAGAGGGCGGUUGUGUAUUAGUAUUAGAACCCUCGGCAGU